GCGGCAGUCGAGCGAGCGAGCAUCCUGUUGGCGCCUGGCUACUGCGAGAGGUUAAAUGGCCAAGACAGACAAAUGGAAUUAGGCCUUGCUGUGGAGACUUCCAUUUUCUUCUCAGUACCUGACCAUUUAUGAUGAGGCAGCUUAUGAAAGUGUGAUGUUUGCUUAUUUCCUCACAGGCCACAGUAAACACAAGUGUGAAGGAAACAUUUGCCAUGGAAGCCAGGGAACUGGAGAGCCCCCCACCAGCCUACCAUCUUAUUCCAGAGGCCAGCCAGCCCAGGGAAGAUGUCAGCAUGAAGCCUCAACAGACUGCAGAAACUAUGCAGCUAAAGAAGGAGAUCUCGCUGUUGAAUGGGGUCAGCUUGGUGGUGGGCAACAUGAUCGGCUCAGGAAUCUUUGUCUCACCCAAGGGCGUGCUGGUAUACACUGCCUCCUAUGGGUUGUCAUUGGUCGUAUGGGCCAUUGGUGGGCUUUUCUCUGUUGUUGGUGCCCUUUGCUAUGCAGAGCUGGGGACCACCAUCACAAAGUCUGGGGCCAGCUAUGCUUAUAUUCUAGAGGCCUUUGGGGGCUUCAUUGCCUUCAUCCGCCUGUGGGCCUCCUUGCUAAUUGUUGAGCCCACCAGUCAGGCCAUCAUUGCCAUCACCUUCGCCAACUACAUCAUCCAGCCCUCGUUCCCUACCUGUGAUCCCCCGUACCUGGCCUGUCGUCUCCUUGCUGCUGCUUGCAUAUGCCUGCUGACAUUUGUGAACUGUGCUUAUGUCAAGUGGGGCACACGUGUUCAGGACACGUUCACUUAUGCCAAGGUCCUAGCACUCAUUGCCAUCAUUAUCAUGGGCCUCGUUAAACUGUGCCAGGGACACUCUGAGCACUUUCAGGAUGCCUUUGAGGGUUCCUCCUGGGACAUGGGAGACCUCUCUCUCGCCCUCUACUCUGCCCUCUUCUCUUACUCAGGUUGGGACACCCUUAAUUUUGUAACCGAAGAAAUCAAAAACCCAGAAAGAAAUUUGCCCCUGGCCAUUGGGAUUUCUAUGCCAAUUGUGACGCUCAUCUAUAUCCUAACCAACGUGGCCUAUUACACAGUGCUGAGCAUUUCAGAUGUCCUUGACAGUGAUGCUGUGGCUGUGACAUUUGCUGACCAGACAUUUGGCUUGUUCAGCUGGACCAUUCCCAUUGCUGUUGCCCUAUCCUGCUUUGGGGGCCUCAAUGCAUCUAUCUUUGCUUCAUCAAGGUUGUUCUUCGUGGGCUCCCGUGAGGGCCACCUCCCAGACGUUCUGUCCAUGAUCCACAUUGAGCGUUUUACACCCAUCCCUGCUUUACUGUUCAAUUGUACCAUGACACUUAUCUACCUCACUGUGGAAGAUGUUUUCCUGCUCAUCAACUACUUCAGCUUUAGCUAUUGGUUCUUUGUGGGCCUGUCUGUUGCUGGACAGCUCUAUCUUCGCUGGAAGGAGCCCGAGCGACCCCGGCCUCUCAAGCUGAGCCUGUUUUUUCCCAUCGUGUUCUGCAUAUGCUCCUUGUUUCUGGUGAUUGUGCCGCUGUACAGUGACACCAUCAAUUCCCUCAUUGGCAUCGGGAUUGCCCUCUCUGGGAUUCCUGUCUACUUCGUGGGUGUUUACUUGCCCGAGUCCCAGAGGCCAGUCCUUAUUCGGAAUGUCCUGGGUGAGCUUCUUUGCCCAUUACUCAGGGCGUGUGUGUGUGUGUGUGUGUGUGUGUGUGUGUGUGUGCGCGCGCGCGCGGCAGGUGGGAGGGAACCACAGAUAUGCUUUAAUCAACUUUGGGGUGUUCAUAUUGAAGUUGUAGCUGUCAGCUUGCUGAAUUCUGUUCUCUAUUUUCAUUUAGCUGCUGUCACCAGAGUCACCCAGCAGCUUUGCUUUUGUGUCCUGACUGAGCUUGAUGUAGCAGAAGAGAAAAAGGUUGAGAGGAAAACGGACUAGAGGCCAGAUGUGAUGUUCCUUGAGGCCUGGAAGGCCAGCCACCAAAGUCCAGAUGACAAGACUGCAGGCCUAACCCUCUUGUCCUAAAGGAGUCUGGUGGCCCACAUUAUAUAAGGGGGACUCAGGGCUGAUGGCCUGCUCUGGCGGUCACUCUCAUUGGUAAGCUGUGGGAGGAGACUCAGGGUCCAAGGCCAGCUUGAAGGUGGGAACUUUACAUAGAGGGUGGUGGUGGGGAGGGCUUGGUCAGGGGAAUAGUUCAGUUUUAUUCCUGGUUGAGUCGGUAUAGCUUACCAAACACUUAGGCAACUGCACUGAGGGAAGAGGGAGUGCUAGGUUAAUAGAUGUGGUUGGUGGUUCGGAAUUUGUUAUUUGAGGUUUGAAUCAGGAGCCUCUACAAAGGGGCUGCUUUAUGGGAAGGUUUCCUCUGAUCAGGUCCAAACACCUGACUCUAGAGGCCUAAAAUGCUACCAUUUCUUCCUCUGACUCAAGAUCUUUCCCUAGGAAGACAGCUGUAUUUCAUUAUUUAUUGACAUUAUUUAGUCCAGGACACCAGUUCUGACAGAGCACUGGUGUUCAUUCAUCUUCAGGAUGCAAUAAGCUGACUGUGUUUAAAAACUCAAAAUACUCCCAACCGAGUCCCUCUGCCCUUAGAGGUGUCUCUGUGUUCUGGUAUGGGUCAGCCUCUGACCACAGAUUAUUUUGCUUGGUUUUAGCACAGUCUUCUGUUGAGUCUUAGCUGCAAAAAUGAACUUUAAAGAUUUUUUUUUUUACUCGUGUAUUGGUUACAUUUUAGUCAGUAGGUCACAGAUUAUAUAAGCACCUGGCUCAAAUCAGCAAGGACAAAUGAAAAAAUUCAUGAGUCAGAAGUCUGAAAUACUGCUAUUUUGAAGGAUAAUCCCUUAUUUUACUUGAGACCUCAGGUCUUUAUUCUAGAUGAUAGAAGGUAAACCUCCGGUUCCUGGUAUGACCUUUAGGAGGACAUAAACUGUUUUAGAAUUCAAGUGGAUUACCUGAAUUCUCUCAGCCGUCAAUGGUUUAGAGAACAUCUCAUGGACUCAAGCCACCAAAUAGCUUGUUUCUGUCUAUAAGGGCUGGUGUGAGGGACUGCUGUGCAGACCCACGCAAGCCCACCUUGGUGCUAGAAGUGGUCAUUGCCCUUUUCCGAAAACCUCACACCAGACUGCAUCCUCCUCUUCUGUCCCCGGCACUGAGCUUUGUUUACACUCCGAACUGUCUUGGUGUGGAUCAUCAGGAUAGUGCAUUCCUGUCCUGUCUGCCUCCCCUUGCUGGAGGCCUGGUGGGCCUGCAGUCUCAGGAAGAGCUUGGUACUUGUGUGGACUUCUAUUUUCUCCUUGUGGAGAUCAGAGAAGACUUUGGGGGACAAAGCUGCUUCAACCUCAAUCUGGCUUCUCAGCAGACUGCAUGAUUGGAAGCAACUAAUUCUGGUGCUCAGGGUGUGCUUUUAGCAUCCAGGUCAGGCCAGAGUAGGCUUGGCCUCAUGGAUGUUCCCUCAUGGGCAGCCACGGUUGCAGUGGACUGUACAGCUGUCCUGUGAUGCUUCCAGACACUGUCAUCCUGGGUCCAGAGGAACCUGCUGACUUGGCUAACUCCAUGCCUGGACAUCUUAUCCUUUCAUUUUAGAACUGGUCACUGGUAAAGACAAGAACUAUGAGGCAAUCUCUCUUUCUGACCAUCCUUUUCUAUCAGGUGGCCUCAGUUGCAGCCAGGGGAGUAACCUUGGCCUACUUGUUUAAUAAAGACAAUUUAGGGGAGCCAUGGGCACAGCUGCCUUCGGUUUAGGGCAUGCAUGGAUGAGAAAAUGAGGGGACAUUCCUACUGUCAUGGGUUGGGGAUUUGCACAGCAAAUUCCUUUCUGGCAACAGGGAGUCUUAUGCAAAGGCUGACUUGCCUAGAGUACGUAAACAUGACUCCUGUCUGAGGCAAGAUGGCACCUAUCCCAGGGAUCCUCUGGAGCUAAUCCUUUAAGCAGAGUGUGCUUGUCUUAAGGAUCCCUGACCCAUGUUUUCGCUUUCUCCCCUGAAGUAAAUGACCAGCUAAUCCCAGGAACUUGCUGCCCUCAGUGGCUCCUGGGGGAAGCAUGGGCCUCACACCCUAAGUGCCCCAGCACAAGCUUAGUGAGCCAUGUCAGCCCCCUCUCAUUAUUGGAUGGCAACUGCAUUCUUCCCCUCUGUGCUGGAUAGACUUCACCCAGGAACCCUUCUGUGGGAGGGAAGCCAGAGACUCCCCACAGCAGUCAAGCUUCAUGGUGGAAUUAAAUUUCUGCAAGGUCUUUGUUGUUCGUUUCCUUCAAUCCUUCUCCUGGUGUGCUAAUCUCUUUUGCAGUAGGUACAGUAUGAGAUUGUCAGCCCUUUGAUGUUGGCAAACCUUAAUGAGUACAUAAACAGCAGUGAGCACGUUAUAAUGGCACGGAGUGGUUUUUAAUCCUUUGUUUCUAUGCCUACAGGAGACUGAGACGACUAGUGUUAUACAUAUAACUUGCUGCCUGUUGCUUGCAACACUGAAUUGUACCUUUGUGGAGAGUUAGGAUGGUAAAUCAAUAGUUUGUUGGUUUUCUAGCCACAAGAGUAGAGCCUAAAUAUGUGAACACACAGAAUUUAACCCCUUAAGAUGGUUUAACGUGAAUAGGAACUAAUGUAGGUGAAGACCCUCAAAAUGAAUACAUAGUGAAGAAUGGGAAGGCAGGAUGGAAGAAUAUGAAAUCUUAAAAGGUGUGGGAAGAAGACAUAACCCCGUGUACAUGAUAGUGAGUCUGUGGCACGUGGCAAGAAAGCACAUUUUGAAUCAAAGGUUCUGUGUAUUGUUUUCCCAGACCUGUGCUGUCCAGUAUAGUAACUACUAGCCACAUGUAGCUAGUUUAAAUAAAAAAUCUGAUUCCUCAGGUGAACUUCUCAAGAGCUGAGCCACAUGUGGCUAGUAGCUACUAAUACACAGCGUAGAUAUAGAACAUAUCCAUCUUUGCACAAGGUUCUAUGGGACAAUGUUACAUUAGAAGAAUAAAUGCCAACUCAGAGUUAAGAGGUUUGUGGUAUGCAAAGAAGUAGGGUCAGGUUUUCCUUAUAGGCAACCUAAGUUUUGGUAAUAGAAUUGGUCACUGUUUUUGGUGAGUGCUGUGAAUAGCUGACCUUUCUCAUUGGAAAGCUAAGUUUAGGAUAUGUUUACCUUUUCCUCACUUGCCUGAAGUCCUAAGUGUCUAAGGUCAAUCCUGAAACCUGUCUCACUAACCCCCCCCACCCCAUUUUUGGUGGAGGGUGGGGAUGGGAGAGAGUGAGUACAGUGGGAAAACAUGUAAAAACAUUGAGAUCUGGGGCACCUGGGUGGCUCAGUCAGUUAAGUGUCUGCU
This is a messenger RNA of Enhydra lutris kenyoni (northern sea otter), 5295 nucleotides long. RefSeq names its product solute carrier family 7 member 6. Bases 213 to 1934 code for a protein of 573 amino acids. NCBI's taxonomy places the organism in Eukaryota, Metazoa, Chordata, Mammalia, Carnivora, Mustelidae. Gene Ontology annotation, cellular component: membrane. Gene Ontology annotation, molecular function: L-amino acid transmembrane transporter activity. The record is from RefSeq and is a predicted model, not a curated record. The transcript is spliced from 10 exons. Gene Ontology annotation, biological process: amino acid transmembrane transport.